Messenger RNA from Hypoxylon trugodes, 1523 nucleotides. RefSeq lists its product as uncharacterized. Gene Ontology annotation, biological process: endosomal transport. The record is from RefSeq and is a predicted model, not a curated record. The transcript has a single exon. Gene Ontology annotation, cellular component: BLOC-1 complex. The coding region runs from base 159 to 1283 and encodes 374 amino acids. Lineage: Eukaryota; Fungi; Ascomycota; Sordariomycetes; Xylariales; Hypoxylaceae.
CAUAACGUUUAACAACCCACCCGCAGCUCUUAAGCAAAGCUCCUCCUUAUCCGAAUAUUUACAUCCAGUUCUUUUCAAGAAUUAUCCUACAGCGUUACAAUUCUGCGCUCAGCCGCUGCCAAGGCACAACUUAAGUCUCCGACGAGCGCUACCUCAGAAUGUCGGCCCCGGCAACAUCUUCUCCGAAAACAUCGGUGCAUGCUGCAUCAUCUAACUCGUCGGUCCCUGAAGUCCGGAACGCCGUCCCGUCAACUUCAGUUUCCGCUCCAGUCCCAGCUCCGAAUAAUGCAGCUGGCCCAUCCAACAACGUGGGCUCACCGCACUUCUCGCCAUCUUUUCAAUCCACACGUCUACAACCAUCCAGCUCCGCAUCAGCAUCCCGAAGCACCACGUCGCCUCCUACCACUACAACCGCAGCAGCGUCUGGCGCCGCCGGGGCCCAGCCUCACGUCACGAUGGAUCUAAAUCCGACACUACCCUCCCGUGCGACGCAGCUGCAUAUUGAUGAAGCACGAGCGGCCCUUGUAGCCUCCAUGUCGAAUAUGCUAGACUCCGAACUACAAUCGCGCGCCUCACUCCUCCACUCGAACGCUGCUGCACUAGCUAAGCAAGAGAAAGACGUAAUAAAGGGGACCGAAGGGUUGCGCAAAGAAAACGAUAAGCUCGAGAAACUCGCUCGCGAUACAGAACGUAAGAUCAAGGAGCUAGGCAACGUACAGAACUGGGCUGAGGUCUUGGAAAGGGACUUCUUAGUCCUGGAAGAAACGAUGCGCUUAGUAAGGGAGGGCAGCGGGAGCGACGAUGAGAGUUGUAGUGAGUGUAGUAGGAGCAGUUGGUCUGGGAGUUAUAGCGCUGAUGAUAGCAGGGUGGGGAGUCGUCGAGGGAGCGUGACGGGCGACGAUGAUGCGAAGAGAACGAACCACUUAGGCACGAAUGGAAACGCAACCGUUAAUGACGGUGCGAAAAGCGCUGCCUAUGCAGAAGAACGCACGAACGUUACCGUGGACAAAGAAGUCUCCGCCAGUAUUAGCGAAGCUAUGGCUACAUCGCUACAUGAACCCCUAGAGUCUUUGUCGCUAGGUGCGACUGCGACGGAGUCUCAGGGGAGCUCGGUCAAGGGCAAAGAGCCAGCAACUGAGGACAGCGGGAUAGAGUUUGAUACUACACCCGAGACCGUAUCUUUUGGAUCGACUCAACCGGCGGAUAUUCCCCUACCGGAUGACUUCGACGAUGAUUUAAUCUAUGAGAGCCCCAGUCCUUUUCCAGCAGAAGAACAACAAUGAAAUUGAUCCCUGGGAGGAAUUAUUGUUAUGGUUCAAAGCUAAGGAGGCUUUUGGCUAAUGGAUUUUUGGCGGCUAGGGCGUCAUGGUCGGGUGGGCGGACUUCUCCAGCAACGCAUUUGAUGAUUGGCUUGCAUGCCACUGUUCUAAUAACAUAAUUAAUUGUUCAUGAGAUCAUGAAGAGUCGGGACACCUAGGAGAGGCACUAGGUUCCGAAGUAGAUAUUCGAGCAUAGAUGGACUU